Diospyros lotus (date-plum) is the source of this 1936-nucleotide messenger RNA. Its product is annotated as 1-aminocyclopropane-1-carboxylate oxidase homolog 1-like. Lineage: Eukaryota; Viridiplantae; Streptophyta; Magnoliopsida; Ericales; Ebenaceae. The record is from RefSeq and is a predicted model, not a curated record. The transcript has 4 exons. The coding region runs from base 542 to 1705 and encodes 387 amino acids.
AAUUUUGCUGCAAUCUCCGCCUCCAAUUGUUUGUCUUCCAUAGUUGCAUCUAUUUAUCUUCUAUCGCCACAUUUAUUCUUCUUCUGUCGCUGACUCUUAGUCGCAGGCCUUUUUCGAUUUGUCGUGUCUGACCACCUGGACCUUCCAUCUCUAAAGUUGGCAACAAAUCGAUUGCAAUUGGCGAUGACAAGAGUUGCAGCAAUGAUCAAAGUGGGGGUGUGGGUUGUUGUGACGGCCAAUUGUCGAGAGAGAAGGCGAAGGUUAAAACGAUGAGAUCGAUCGCCAAAUCUAAGGAGGUGAUGGCGGAUCGCUAUUAAUAUGGCGAAGAAAAUUGGCAAUGGCAAGUAGUGUUGGAGUCAAUAAAUCCCAAAAUCUCCAUGAACAUUUGGCUUGGUGAGGGAAAUGGUGACAAGUUAGAGAUAGCUUAAGGGAGGUGAAGAAGAAUUUUCAAUGUGCUACAUGAAGGACCCGUACGAGACUAUGUAGGAUUUAUUUCCAAUUAAAUGGCUCGAUUGGAAGGUGAUUAUUUUGAUGAGAGAAAAUGUCCAAUUGCUAUAUAAGGACGUGUCGGCGGGAUCGCAUUGAAUUGAGCCAUUUGACGGUCCACGACCUGUGGGAGAACAUGGAGGCCACUGACAACGGCCACGAUCUGCGAGCUGCUCUGAAAGCUUUCGACGACUCUUUGGCCGGCGUUAAGGGCCUCGUCGACGCCGGAAUCGCAAGAGUCCCCAGCUUUUUCGUCUACGACAAGAGCGACAUUGAAGAUUUACCGUGCGAUCCCACCGACACCAGCGUUCCCACGAUAGACAUGGGAGCCAUCGACCAUGGCAGAGCCGAGCGCGACGACAUCGUCUCUAAGAUCAGAGACGCUUGCGAGAACUGGGGAUUCUUCCAGGUGAUUAAUCACGGAAUUCCGGUGAGCGCUCUGGACGAAAUGAUUGCUGGAGUUCGCCGGUUUCACGAGCAAGAUGUGGAGGUAAAGAAGAAGUUCUACUCCAAGGAUAUGGGGAAGAGAUUCUUCUACAACAGCAACCAUGACAUCUAUUCAUCCAAGGCUGCGAGCUGGAGGGAUACUAUGUACAGUCUUUACACGCCGGAGCCGCCUCAACCGGAAGAGCUGCCAGAGAUUUGCAGAGAUAUCAUGUUAGAGUAUGCAAGGUAUGUGAUGAAAUUGGGGCACACUCUGUUAGAGCUGCUCUCUGAAGCCCUGGGGCUUAGCCCUAAUCGCCUAAAAGAAAUGGGAUGUGGUGAUGGGAUGUUUCAGGUGGCUCAUUACUAUCCUCCUUGUCCUGAACCAGAGCUGACUAUGGGACUUAAGAAACAUAGUGACAGUGGCUUUCUCACCAUACUACUACAAGACAAGAUUGCUGCUCUCCAAAUCCUUCAUCACAAUCAAUGGGUUGAUGUUCCCCCUUUGCAUGGAGCCCUGGUAAUAAACAUUGGAGAUCUAAUGCAGCUUAUCUCAAAUGACAAGUUCAAGAGUAUCAUCCACAGAGUAGUGACAAAACGAGAAGGUCCAAGAACAUCAGUGGCGUGUUUCUUUAGAACCCAUUUAAGUGAUGGAACAAGAGUUUAUGAGCCGAUCAAAGAACUGCUAUCAGAAGACAAUCCCCCAAUCUACAAGGGAACCACUGUCAAAGAUUUCAUGACUCGCUUCUUUAAGAAAGAGCUUGGAACCUCUUCCCUUGCACAUCUCAGGCUGUGAGUCUUCAUUUCUUUGAACUUAACUGUCAAUCAUCAUUGAAUCUGAGAAGGCUUUCCCCUGCCUGUUGUUAAUUCGGAAAUAAAGGCCUUUCUCUGGUGAUCUGAGUUUUCUGUGCCCAAAUAAUUAUGGUCUCUGGUGUGAUCAGACUUUGUAUUUCAAACGUACUAUUCUCAUCUUCUUUGUCUCGUUUGCUUGCAAAUAACAUAUGUCAUCAUGACCCCUUCUUCUGUC